Molecule: messenger RNA, 1825 nt
Organism: Diachasma alloeum
Lineage: Eukaryota; Metazoa; Arthropoda; Insecta; Hymenoptera; Braconidae
Gene: Inx7
Product: innexin inx7
Exons: 6
Coding region: 144-1373 (409 amino acids)
Biological process (GO): phototransduction
Cellular component (GO): plasma membrane; gap junction
Molecular function (GO): gap junction channel activity
Source: RefSeq, a predicted model, not a curated record
AUUUCAUGAAAUUGUCUGGGAGAGUGUCAGUGAGGCGGCGAUCGCUCUUACGCAAAGAUCUUGACGGUUUUGUCACGGGAUUUUGAGAGUCACCUUGGUUUUGGUCUGGUUUCGGUGGAUUUUUGGGGGAAAAUUUAAACGAGAUGACGACUGUUCUCGCGACUUUCGCCGUUCUCAAGGACCAUGUCAAGUUGAGAGUGUCGCAGGACUCCGUUGCCAUCGAUAAUAUUGUAUUUAAGCUCCACUACCGAGUGACGUUUUUGAUCCUCUUGGUUGGCUGCCUGCUGUGCACAUCCCGUCAAUUAAUAGGUGAUCACAUCAAAUGCAUAUUUGAUAAUGACGAGAGAACGCUGGGCCACGUGAUUGAUACGUUUUGUUUUUUCACAUCGACUUUCACAGUCUCGAAAUACAUGAAUGCAACAGCAGUAGAAUUAGGCCACAUUCCACAUCCCGGUGUGGGUGCACAAACCCCAGAAGACGAGGUCGUCCACCACGCAUAUUACCAAUGGGUGCCAUUUGUCCUCUUCUUUCAAGCACUCCUAUUCUACGUACCCCACUACCUGUGGCGAUGCGCAGAAGGUGGUCGCCUGAAGAUACUCGUCUCGGGUCUGCAAAUGGCAUCCCUCUGCCUCCGUGACGAGCAGCUCAACCUGAACGACGGCAAAUCGAUUCCCUCGAGGUCCGAUCGAGAGGAGAAAAUCCAGAUAAUUCGAAUCGCCUUUCUGAAUCGUCUGCACGCAAACAGACCCUGGGCGUACUACCUCGGGGCGUGCGAGGUCCUGAACUUCAUGAAUGUCCUGACCCAGAUAUACUUGACGAACUGGUUCCUGGGUGGUGCCUUCCUAGACCUGGGGAACAUCGUCACCCAGGCGGACGAGACCGAUUGGAAUAAAAAGAUGACACCCCUGGACAUUGUAUUCCCCAAGGUCACCAAGUGCACAUUCCACAAGUAUGGGCCCUCGGGUGGCAUUCAGAGACACGAUGCACUCUGCGUUAUGGCGUUGAACAUUGUCAACGAGAAGAUUUACACGUUUUUGUGGUUUUGGUUUAUCAUUCUGGCGGUUGUCACGGGGCUGGGGCUCGUUUGGAGAAUUCUCACGAUGGUUUUACAUGCCAGGAGUAUCCGGUUCAACCGGUGGGUAUUUUCGCUGGCCUGCCCGGGUAAAUACAAUCCCUGGAAUGUCCUUCGAGUGACUCACGAGUACCACUUCGGCGACUGGCUCUUCCUCUACUAUAUAGCCAAGAACCUGGACAACUAUGUGUUCAAGGAGUUGCUCGAGCAGUUGGCCCACGACAUGGAGGAUCGUAGAGCGAGCCGCUUGAAGCACGGUCUUUCCACACUGAGCGAGGAGGAGCCCUUGAAGAAGGUCUAGGGGCCGUCAAUCCACGGGAACAAUCCACUUGGACAUUCUUGGGAGUUGAGUCGUCGAGGACAGGCAUUAUCAUCAGAACGUUUUUCCCAAGUUUUCGCUGAGUAUUUUCGCAUCAGUACGCGCGCUCUGAUCUUUCAUCUCAUUUAGUUGUGAGAAACUUCGUGUUCUUCAUUCGAAUUUCGAAUGAAUUAAAUUUAUUUCGGUCGUGAAUGCGUUAUCAGAAUGAAUGAUGGAUUAAAAAAUUGAUGAAUGAUGAAGAUUAAUGAUGAGUGAAGAGUUAAUGAAUAAUUUUUAAUCUUUGACCCAUUCCCUUUCACUUUUUAGAGGGAUCCGAUCAAUACCCUUAAUUGUUCGGCAAUAAGGGAAGUUUUUACGAAUCAAUUUUCUAUAAUAGUGAACAAUUUUCUUGAAUUAUUUGGUCAAUCUGCAAAUUCUUUAGAAAAUUGAACAAU